UUCUUAAAAUGGUUCUGGGGAAAAGAUGAAAAAGACGUGAAAGCUAUGCCACUCAGUAACAAUACCGUUCAUGGGCGCCCGCAGGGGGGCAAGGGGGGAACUUGCCCUCCCCCCCUGGAUUUAUUGGAUAACAAAUUUUUAGACAAAAAUAGACAACAAAAUUAUUAAAGUAAAGAGAAAAUAAAGAGAAAGUAACUAAGCCGAUGUCCUGUCCGUUCGUUCACCAUACAAAUACGCUACAGAAAAUAAAAGUUUAACAGAUCCCCCCCCCCCCCCCUAGAAAGUUUUCUGCGGGCGCCCAUGAUACCGUUAGCAGAAGAAUAGACGAAAUGAGUGAAGAUAUUGAAAUAAAACUUGUUGAAAAGCUGAAAACUAGAAGAUUCUCAGUGCAAAUAGAUAAAUCAACUUUGAGAGACAGUAAGGCUGUAUUGGAAACUUACGUAAGAUAUCAUGAUAAAGGGUAUUUUGCUGAAGAAAUGUUUUCUGUAAAUCAUUAGAAAGCAUCACUACCGCCAAAUAUCUCUAU
This is a messenger RNA of Lymnaea stagnalis (great pond snail), 526 nucleotides long. Lineage: Eukaryota; Metazoa; Mollusca; Gastropoda; Lymnaeidae. The record is from the annotation of a GenBank genome assembly.